AUGACAGAUGAAGAUAGGUUAUUACCAAUAGCCAAUGUAGGGAGACUUAUGAAGCAAAUCUUACCAUCAAAUGCGAAGAUCUCAAAAGAAGCAAAACAAACAGUUCAAGAGUGUGCAACGGAGUUCAUAAGCUUUGUUACAUGCGAAGCCUCGGACAAGUGCCACAGGGAGAAUCGAAAGACGGUGAAUGGUGACGACAUCUGGUGGGCUCUCAGCACUCUCGGCCUUGAUAACUAUGCUGACGCCGUGGGUAGGCAUCUUCACAAGUACCGUGAAGCCGAGCGAGAAAGAGCUGAGCACAACAAAGGUAGCAAUGAUAGUGGGAACGAGAAAGGACCCAGUACUAGAAGUGAUCUACAGAGUCAGUCGACAAAGUUUAUUAGAGUUGUUGAGAAGGGAAGCAGCUCCACGGCCCGUUGA
Molecule: messenger RNA, 420 nt
Organism: Camelina sativa (false flax)
Lineage: Eukaryota; Viridiplantae; Streptophyta; Magnoliopsida; Brassicales; Brassicaceae
Source: RefSeq, a predicted model, not a curated record